Molecule: messenger RNA, 1197 nt
Organism: Cladophialophora immunda
Lineage: Eukaryota; Fungi; Ascomycota; Eurotiomycetes; Chaetothyriales; Herpotrichiellaceae
Exons: 6
Coding region: 104-1072 (322 amino acids)
Biological process (GO): pantothenate biosynthetic process
Cellular component (GO): cytoplasm
Molecular function (GO): 2-dehydropantoate 2-reductase activity
Source: RefSeq, a predicted model, not a curated record
GCCGAAUUUAGCCAAUUUCACAGUAUCACGAUAGAGAGAAGGGAGUACACUGAGGCUACCAAGUCGAGAGAACCCGUGGGACCAAUAUCUUGAACAACCCAGCAUGGCGCAGGAUAUCAAUGUCAUGCUGUAUGGGCUCGGAGCGAUCGGAUCGUUCUACGCCUUCAUCCUGGACCGCACGAAGCGCGUGCGGUUGACCGUGGUGGCUCGUUCCAACUACGAGGCUGUCAAGAAAGACGGGCUGCGUAUCCAAAGCAUGAACCAUGGCGACCACGUCGUACAUCCGGCCAAAGUGGUCAGAACACCAGCCGAAGCCGGGGAAACGUACGACUACAUCGUGUGCGCGCACAAGGCCAUUGACCAGGCGUCCAACACCAAGCAACUGGCUCCCGCCGUCGACGAGAGCAAGACGUGCAUCGUGAUCAUCCAGAACGGCGUGGGGAACGAAGACCCGUUCCGGGAAGCAUUCCCCAAGUGCGCCAUUCUGAGCUGCGUGACGUGGGUAGGAGCCAGCCAGAACACGCCCGGGGUGGUCCACCACUGGAAAUCCGAGAACACGCAGAUCGGCAUCUUCCGCAACGAGGCGCUGGCCCCGGCGCUCGAGCGCGCUCGCCUGGACGAGUUCACGGGGCUGCUGCGCGCGGGGGGGACGCCGUUCAGCGUCGAGGACAACGUGCAGGUCCAGCGGUGGGAGAAGGUGGUGUGGAACGUGGCGUGGAAUUCGCUGACCACACUGACCAUGCUGGACACGCACGCGUGGCUGGCGUCGUCGCCCGACGCAACGCCCAUGACGCGCCGCCUGAUGGGCGAGGUCAUCGCCGUGGCGCGGUGCUGCGGCGUGCCCCUCCGCGACGGCCUGGUCGACGAGCUGAUCGCCCGGAUCCUCGCGAUGCAGCCCAUCGGCAGCAGCAUGCAGACCGACUGCAGGGUCGGCCGGCCCAUGGAGGUCGAGGUCAUCCUGGGCACGCCGGUGCGCAAGGCCCGGGAGCUGGGCGUGCCCGUCCCGAUCCUCGAGGUGCUGUAUACCCUGCUAGUGGCGGUCAACUCGCGGAUGAAGCCCAGUCCGUCGUAGCGCCACGUCGGACGAGGGUGAGAAUCGAGGCCUCGCUUUCUUCUAUAACUAUAUAUAUAUCCGUCUGGAGUGAUCCAUUGAUAUACUACGCUAGGAGCGAAAAAGGGGAGCCAUCAAGAGUCUUU